AUGUCAUCGCUGGCACGUCGCAGAAAGUUCACCUCGCGAUCCUUGUCGGGCUGUCGAACCUGCCGCGCCCGCCAUAAGAAAUGCGACGAGUCGCCCGGCGCAUGCAACAACUGCGUCUCAACCGGCCGCAAAUGCGACGGGUAUGACCUCGCCCGCCUGCCAGCAAAGAAGUUCGCGCUUUUGAGCGUCCCCCCAGUCGCAUCCCGGCUAGGAUGGCACACUACUGCAGACGAGAUGCGGUCCUUCUCGUACUUCGUGCACUGCUCCAUCCCCAGCUUGGCGGCCUUCUUCGACUCGCCGCUGUGGCGCCGGGUCUCGAUGCAGAUGGCCCACCUCGACCGCGCCGUCUACCAUGCUGCCAGUAUGCUAGGUGCCAUCCAUGAAGACUCGUUCCAGAACCAGAUGCGUCUGUCGGGUGAGGAUCUCCUUGUGCCGCGGCACCGGUUUGCUAUUGAGCAGGCUUCGCGUGCCUUUUCGAUCCUGAACCAUCGCCAGGCUUCGCAGGACCCCCAGCUGCGGGAGGUCGUGCUGCUUUGCUGUCUGCUGUUUGUCAUUUCUGACUUGCUUUUGGGUCAGUAUGAUAGUGCCUUGCGGCACCUUCGCGGUGGCCUUGGGGUUUUAAAGGAAGCACUGGAGCAGGAGCAGCAACAACAGCGUGCAAUUCCCCUAGACUGUUCGUUGAUCGAAACAUAUCAACGGUUAGACGUCGAAUUCUCUCACUUUGGCCCUGGGAAGCCGUUCUUGUUCGUGGAUAUACAGCCAGAAGAGGAGGACUCUCCUGACCGAACUUCCCCACUGCACAGUCUACGCGACGUGCAUCAACGUAGCCACCAGCUGCUGAGCAUCGGCAUUCCAUUUCUCGCCAAGUGCUGGCCUCUCUCCGACGCUGAUAUUCAAGCCGACCACGACAAUCUGUACAGCCAGCAACAGCGCAUUCUCUCAUUGUGGUGCGAACUCAGCCCGCAGGUCCUAUCAUUUCGCGAUCGCUUCUGCCACAAGCUUAGCUACCGAGAACAACGCGCGCUGGAACUCUACAUCUUGCAAUUCCGUGGCCAGAUUGUCGGUAUCAAGACAUGUCUGUUCAACGGGUCUGUUCCUCCCGAGCUUGUCCCGGACUAUGAAGACUUGAUGACCUUCUACGAUACUUUCAUAGCUCGAUUCCCCGAACGCCCAACAAUCACUCUGGAUUAUGGCGUCCUUCCGAGUCUCUAUCUCAUCGCGUCCAGCUGUCCUGACUAUUCGAUCCGCUUGCGCGCGAUUAAUGCGCUACUCGACUGGCCGCAUUGCGAGGCGAUUAUCAAUUCAAAUGUAGUCGCUUCAUUGACCCUGCACUCGCUAAAGGUGGAAUUGGAGGCGAAUGACCAACAGCGGAUCUCGUGCCUCGAUGGACGAACGGACGAAGAACUGAGCCAGUUUAUAAGCAGCACACUGAAGUCAUCACAACAAGCCGCGAACUGGUCCACGAUUCGCGCGUCCAAGUUUCUUCUAGAGUGA
This is a messenger RNA of Aspergillus puulaauensis, 1494 nucleotides long. RefSeq names its product Zn(II)2Cys6 transcription factor. NCBI's taxonomy places the organism in Eukaryota, Fungi, Ascomycota, Eurotiomycetes, Eurotiales, Aspergillaceae. Gene Ontology annotation, molecular function: zinc ion binding; DNA-binding transcription factor activity, RNA polymerase II-specific. The record is from RefSeq and is a predicted model, not a curated record. The transcript has 2 exons. Gene Ontology annotation, biological process: regulation of DNA-templated transcription. The coding region runs from base 1 to 1494 and encodes 497 amino acids.